UUGCCUCCAUUGCAUAGGAUGCCAGUAUUUUACUUCUAUCAGAAGAACACUAUUUGUCUGUUUUGUGUGCAUGUUGUUGCAAGUAAGAAAAUCUUUGUAGUGUCUAUCUUCACUGAUGAAUCCCACUGAAAAUAAGGCGUUGAUUUGUGUCCGAACCGUGGUGUGCUGAUUCACUUUGUCAGCAUUAAAUAUUAUUAAACUUUCCUUGUUUUUAACCGGUGCCUUAAUAACUGUAUACGAUAAAUUUUGCAAUGGUUGAUAUUUGGAUGUACUCAUUUUAAUGCGGUUGCGUUGCUCUUUUUCAUCAACUACUAAAUAAUUAUGAGCGGAUGACAUCAUUUUAGCGUUCCUUGAAAUGAAAUAAAUGCCCGGUGAAUUGAUGUAACUGUACUAGAAGUUCCAAUUAUUUUAUCAUUCAAAAGUUAAAUCAUGUGGGAAAGUGAAGUUUUUUGCUAUUAUUUAUGAUGCUAAAUUACCCAUUUAAAAACUACUAUUCAUCAUUGCUUAUAUUAGUUUUAAACUUGUUUUGUGUGUGAUGGUGACUGAGAAGAAAAAACGACCGCCACGCCGAUCCCUGCCUGAAAAAAGUCCAUCCGUAGGCUGUAGUGAAGGAGGCACCGGAACACUGGUCUUACAGUGCACCAUGCGUCGCGUACGCAGCUUAUAAAAGUUACGAGUCAAGGAAAUAUCGAAAUGUGUGAAGUGAUGUGGCCUUCGGGAGAAGCUGGCAUGCAUGGGCACCAUGGGCAGCCCAUGCCUGGGUGUGAAGAAGAUUCUCCUGGAGGCUAUUGUCCACCUAGCACUUAUACUGAGAAUAAUGAGGUCGGUUGCGAGUUGGUGGGAGGGUUGCCCGACGCUCCCCAACUUCCCCCAACAGCCGUGGCGUCAAACCCUGCCGUGAGUUACCCCCACGUGCCCGACAUGGCGAACAUGUCGUCAUAUUACACGUCGUAUCCAGACUACCGGCCCCCGCAGCCACCUGACGAGUACCAAGUUAGUCAGGGCGGUUGCGGGGAGUAUGAUCCCAGGAUGCCCCCAGCCCAUCCUUACUACACUCACCAUCAGCAAGGAUACCCUCGUUACCCGCCCUAUGAUCGGCUUAUGAAUAGUUACUAUGUGAACGCACAAACUCCCCAGCACCCACAUACCCCACACGGCCAUCACCAGCCCCACGACCCUCACGAUUACCGAGAUCCUUCACCCGCAGCACCCACUUGCAUGGGUCAACAAGCCUCCCCGCCGUUGCAGCAAUACCCGUCCUGUAAAAUGCAGAGCCAGCCCCAGGGCCCACAACAGCAAGCCCAAGUCCAGCCACAACCUCAACAGAUGCCCCAGCAAGCCCAGCAGCCCCAAAUGGAGCAGCUGGGCGGCCCACCCCAGGACACAGCCCAUCACAUGGCAGCGCAGGAUGGCACCCAGCCCCAGGGAGCAGGAGUUUGGCCAUCACAGCAGCACGCCGGGCAACAGCCACCGCUACUACAGCAGCAGCCACAGAACAAUCAAGUCACCAACACAUCGCCGCUAUAUCCCUGGAUGAGAAGUCAAUUUGCUGCUGAGAGGAAGCGUGGGCGACAGACGUACACUCGCUACCAGACUCUGGAGCUGGAGAAGGAGUUUCACUUCAACCGAUACCUUACGAGGAGGCGAAGGAUAGAAAUCGCACACGCUCUCUGCCUCACAGAACGACAAAUCAAAAUCUGGUUCCAAAAUAGGAGGAUGAAGUGGAAGAAAGAGAAUAAAACAAAGCCUGAAAACGGCGGAUCUUUAUCAGAAACUCCUACUCCUACUCCUACCUCUCCUCAGUAACAAGCGGCUUCAGGGUCAUUGCAAAUCAAGUCUUCAUAUAUGAAUCUAAAAAUCGGUUGUGCUUUCUCAAACUAAUUUUUCAGCGUUCUGUCUGGUUGUGUAUACGUCUGCUAUAUAAUAUUUGAGGUUAUGGCUAUUCAGUCCAUUGAAUUAAGGCUGAGAUGAAUUCGCUGCUGCAAAUAUCCCAGCAUACAGUUUUACAUAUUCGAGAUCAAUUGAAAGUGGCUACAUACAUCUUGACUUUAUUCUCAAUCAAAUACAAACAAGCCUAAACACAUGGCUCAUCACGAUCUUCCACAUUAUCAAUUGAAUUAUUCGUGAAAACAGUCGGUAUUUUAAUGGCUAAAUGGGAGCUGGGCAACCCACCUACCUGUACUCGCUCACCUCCACCUCUCGUAACUUUAUCCUAUAAUGAACUAAAAUGAAUGUUUUCCUACCAUAUGGUUUCAUGUUGAAGUAUUCAGCAGUUCAGGUCACUGUGUGUAAAGUAUUUACUCAUAAGGUUGAAAUGAAAAGGCAUUUGCUCUAAUUCACACUGCGGAUUUUGUCCCAGUUUCAUAGAAAACGUAUUAUUGAUGAUGUACAUAGCAAUCCUGUGGAAUAAUUUGAAUGAUGGUCGCAAUGCGGACAGUUUGAAUAAUGAUCCAACACGGUAGGGAUUUAUUUAUUUUGUGUAACCAAGCUACAUAAUUAUUGCAAUGGUGUUUUCGAAAAUGUGCACAUUCGUGGUCAGUGUUUAGAUAUUUAAGCCGAAAAUGUUUCUGAUGAUCAAAAGGGUGACUCACAUAAUAUAUGAAUAAAUUAAUUUAUAUCUUUUUUUAUGGCGUCCUGCAUAACAUAAACAUGAAAUUGAUGAUGGAUGUCCUAAGAAAAACAAGUUAUACGUACGUAGAUUUUGAAAGGAUGUGAACCUUCCAGCAGUCCUGCCCGUUUCUCUUUGUAUACGCAUUGAUAUACCAGUCCUCCUCUGUGUGGACUUGGGACAAGUCCCAACCUCAAAAAAUGGCCGCUCUUUCCAAAGGAGAGCGUCCAUUUGCAACUAUCUGGUAUACUACUAAAACAAUUGAUGUAUACUGAAAGUUUCACUUUGACAUGACGUUUUGGUAUACUAUCUUAUUCUUAAUGUAUACUUUUAAUUACUUCACCAAACUGGAGGUAUACGUAACUUACGAAGUAUUUAGGCGAGUGAUCGACGAAUGUAUCCAAUGGUCCUUGUACCACAACCAAAUAAUGCUAUACGUAAAUGAUUAUGUAAAAUAGACUGUUUAAACCAGUACCUAAUGACUGUAUCCAUAUACGUCUAAUUAUUUACCAAAUAGAUUUAUAUUUAAAGAAAUAUUUUAGCGAAUAUUUCUUGUAUCCAUUCAUUAGUAGGUAACCCCUCAGUAUACUUUCAACGUAUGCGAGUAGGUUAAAGAUAUACUGUUUUUAGGUAAAUUUAGUACUCAUUUUAAUUUAAUUUUAUCGCGCUUACUGAAAUACUUACGCAAGCCAAUCCAAGAUGG
Hyalella azteca is the source of this 3311-nucleotide messenger RNA. RefSeq names its product homeobox protein Hox-B7. Lineage: Eukaryota; Metazoa; Arthropoda; Malacostraca; Amphipoda; Hyalellidae. The transcript is spliced from 4 exons. Gene Ontology annotation, cellular component: nucleus. The coding region runs from base 694 to 1806 and encodes 370 amino acids. Gene Ontology annotation, molecular function: RNA polymerase II cis-regulatory region sequence-specific DNA binding; DNA-binding transcription factor activity, RNA polymerase II-specific. The record is from RefSeq and is a predicted model, not a curated record. Gene Ontology annotation, biological process: anterior/posterior pattern specification; negative regulation of transcription by RNA polymerase II.